Monomorium pharaonis (pharaoh ant) is the source of this 2384-nucleotide messenger RNA. It is a transcript of the gene ppan, whose product is annotated as protein Peter pan. The coding region runs from base 242 to 1501 and encodes 419 amino acids. NCBI's taxonomy places the organism in Eukaryota, Metazoa, Arthropoda, Insecta, Hymenoptera, Formicidae. Gene Ontology annotation, cellular component: preribosome, large subunit precursor. The transcript is spliced from 6 exons. Gene Ontology annotation, molecular function: rRNA binding. The record is from RefSeq and is a predicted model, not a curated record. Gene Ontology annotation, biological process: rRNA processing; ribosomal large subunit assembly.
AAGUGUGGUACACCUUCGCCAUUUGUAUCAAUUUGUAUACGUGAGAAACGUGGGAACCAGCGUGUAGGCCACAUAGACUAGUGCAAGAAAGUGAUUCAAAGAAAAAAUAUUUUAUAUUAAAAAUAAGAAAGCAAAUCGUCUCUUUAAAAUGAUAAUUAAAGUGAAUUUUUCUUAAUUUUUCGAAUCUCUACUAUCUCGACCACGUGCUGAAUCCUAAAUUAUAACCUAACUUAACCUAAAAAUGGCUCGUAAAAGAAAGGGUCGAUGUGUGAAGCGAAAUAAACAGAUAAAUACAGAAGAGAAGGAAGAAUUAGUGAAAGCACCUCAUUCCUUUGUAUUCCAUCGUGGAUUGCCAGGGGAACAUAUUGUUGAACUUACCAAAGACUUUCGCAAAGUUAUGGAACCUUUUACAGCUUCGUCCUUAAAAGCUCGAAAGAAAAAUACAAUUAAAGACUUUGUCUCUGUUGCAAGCGUGCUGCAUGUGACUCACAUGUGCAUAUUCACCAAAACGGAACUGGGAAUAUACCUUAAACUUUGCAAAUUGCCUAGAGGACCUACACUUACCUUCAAGAUACACAGUUUCUGUUUAGCACGAGAUGUUAUAUCUAUGCUAAAGAAACAGAUGGUAUAUCAGGAGGCCUUCAAAACUUCUCCACUUUUAGUUUUAAACAAUUUCAGUGGCGAGGGGAUGCAAUUGAAACUCAUAGCUUCCACUUUCCAGAACAUGUUUCCAACUAUAAACUUGACCACUGUUAAUCUGAGCACGAUUCGUCGUUGCAUAUGUCUAAAUUACAAUGCAACGUCAAAAACUAUUGACUUUAGACAUUAUACGAUCAAAGUUAUACCUGUAGGUUUGUCGAGAGGUAUUAAAAAAAUAGUACAAGCAAAAGUACCAAAUUUGUCUAAAUAUCAAGAUAUUUCGGAAUUUCUGACGAAACCGACCAUGUCAGAAAGCGAAGCAGAAGAUGACGAAAGCAGUCAUGUCACAUUAUCACAAAAAUUGUCGUCAAGAGGGAAUCAUGCUGAUUCUAAAAGCGCGAUUCGAUUAUUCGAGUUAGGACCGAGAAUAACAUUGCAGUUAAUCAAGGUGGAAAAUGGACUCCUCGAUGGCGAAGUGCUUUUCCAUGAACUUGUACAUAAAACAGAAGAAGAGAAACAUGCGAUAAAAAAGAGAAGAGAAACGAAGAAGAAAUUAAAGGAAAAGAGAAAAAAGUUGCAGGAAGAAAAUAAAAAGAAGAAGGAAGCACAAAAAGAGAAACACAAAGAGAAGUCGUUGAAAGGAAUUCAAAAGAAAAAAGAGAAUGAUAUACUUCUACAAAAAAUUGCGAAGGAAUCUACCGAAAAGAGUGCAUUGGAGGAAGACGACGAUGUACAAUAUUAUCGUGAAGAAGUGGGAGAAGAACCUGAUAAAGAUUUGUUUCAAACAAAAAUUGGUACCAAGAGGCCGUAUAAGCACAUAAUGCGAUACAAAUCAAAAAAAGCGAAAUUCGAUAAACCCUAGAGUAACAUUGAGUAAAUUAUAAAAAAGAAAAAAAUCUCCAAAAUAAAAUGUUAUAAAGUCCACAACUUGUUAAAGUAUCAAUAUUUUUGCAAAGUAUACUAACACAAAUAUAUUAAUUACGCAAUCUGUUUAAUUACAAAAUCUGUUUAUUAUCAGAGUAUCUCUAUUAAAGAAGAAAAAAUUGAAGGAAAACUACAGUUAAGAAGAAAAUUGUGCAUUAAUGCGCUCCAACUUGUACAAGCAACAUUUUACAUAAAAUUCUUAUUUUAUCUUAUAAUCAAAUUUUCCCUUUUAAGAAAUUUGAUUAUAUCUGAUAAUAUAUGUUUUAUAUAUAAACAAAAUAAAUUUAAAUUUAUAAAUGUUAAACUUUUUUAUCACAAAAACUUUUUGAUAUUAUUACUUGUAAUAUCUAAGAUACUAAUUAUCAAACUUAUAUCACUUUGUAUAUAAGUCUUUUUUUUCCAUUAAAAGAUUUCUGUUCUAAAAUAUAAAUUUAAUUUCGGAUAUUCUUUACUCUGUAUUUAUUCAUAGAGUGUAUAGAUUUUUACAUAGAUCAUUACGCAGUUUUUAAAAACGAUUGUACAUAACGAUUAUAAACAACAGUAACACCGUGUAUUACUAUUGUGUUAGAAACUGUAUAAAAUAUAAUGUGUAAAAUUAGCAGGCACGAUGCAAAUGGCGACUAAAAUUUAAUUUUUUAUACUAAUUUAUUCCGAUUAUAUAAUACUUUUAUAUAUACACACUAUAUCUUAGUUAAGUUAAACAUUCAUUAUAUCACAGGAAUUAUAUUAUCUUAAAGAACAUGUAAAAUUGGCAAAAAAACAUACUGUUAUCAUCUGUAGUCGAUAUAUGAAAUAAGUAAUAAAGUUUGCAUCUUUAUGUC